AUGGACGUUAAGUAGGAACAAUAAAUCCUCAGUUUUUGAAACCGCAAAUAUUUUUGUCCCUGAGUUUUUUAAAUAUACGCGGUGUCUGCCUUUCCUUUUAUUUUAUGGUAAAUGAACUUAUUAUUUGUAAUAAAUAUACUUCAGCUUCAAUGUCAAUCGUCUGAUGUAUGUCAAAUUUCCAGUGGAAGCCGCCUUGGCAGUGAUCGUAUUCCUCGUCUCGACCAUUCUCAUCUGCUGCAUUGUCUCUUAUUUAAACCAAAUAAAACAGAUCUUCCGCCUGCUGAUGCCCUCCGAAACCAAGGGUCAUUACCAAGAUCCGAGUACAAUCCAUGCUUACGUUGUAAAUCGAAGCCAUGUCUGCAGUGAUUUGAGCAAAUGUAGACGACAUUCAGCGCCAGUUUGGAGAAGGUCCACCACUUUGGAGAGCAUUUUCAACUUAAAUCCUAGGAUUAUGUAUUCAGAAGAGGAGCUGAGUGAUCGGGACGACGAUCAGUACGAGGGAGAAGGGUAUGAUAUGGUUGACCUUAGGCCGAACAAGGAUGUGUGCUAUGUGAGCGUUGUAUAAAUUUCAUAUUAUUGUAUGCAUAUAGCAAUGGGAAGUGAUCAAGGUGCGAUGGUCAAUGUUUUGA
This is a messenger RNA of Bursaphelenchus xylophilus (pine wood nematode), 629 nucleotides long. Lineage: Eukaryota; Metazoa; Nematoda; Chromadorea; Rhabditida; Aphelenchoididae. The record is from the annotation of a GenBank genome assembly.